ACGCGCGCACGCACCAACGCAACACAUAUCCUCCUUCUCUCUCUCUCUCUCUCUCUCUCUCUCUCUUGCUGUAUCAAUGGCUUCCGUAUCUGCUCCCACCCCAAGUCCUCACAAGCUCAACUUCCCCAACCCCAAACCAUACCCCUCCUCCGUCGCCAAAAGAGCAUUCUACCCUUCCUCCCAUUCCCAAACCACCUUCUCCUCGAGGUUUCCCGAUUCGUCCCUCUGCCGAUGCCAGAAGACCCCUUCUUCCUCCUCCGACUCAACUCAGUGGAGAUGGGACUCUGCGCUCCAGAACCUCAUCAAAAACGCCGUCAAAAGCCUGGAUUCUUGCGUCAAUUUUAGACCACAACCAGACGCCCAAUCCGCAUCGUUUCAGACCGACGACCCUGAUUGGGACUGGGAUCGCUGGCGCCGCCAUUUCUUAGAGGUCGAACAACAAGAGCGCCUUGUCUCCCUUCUCAAGUUGCAGUUGGGUCGGGCUGUAUAUGCAGAGGACUUUGAGGAUGCUGCGAGGCUCAAAGUUGCAAUUGCCGCUGCAGCUGCAAACGACGUCGUUGGAAGAGUCAUUUCUCAUCUCAAUAGAGCUAUACAGGAAGAACGAUACCAGGACGCCGCAUUUUUCCGAGAUACUGCUGGUGCCGGAUUGGUGGGUUGGUGGGCUGGUCUUUCUGAAGAUAAGAAGGAUCCCCAUGGCAUAAUUAUUCGAGUAACUGCGGAGCAUGGAAGAUAUGUCGCAAGGAGUUACAGUCCCUGGGAGCUUGCUACUGCUGCAGCUGGUGUCCCACUCUUUGAGAUUUAUUUAACAACAAAUAAGAAUGGUGAAUACAGACAGCAGGCUGUGUAUUUAAAGCAGGGAGGGGUGUUUCAGGAUUCUUCACAAGUUAGCUCCAAAUCAUUGGAUGCCAGUGGCAGCUUGAAUCCCUUUGAUUCAACUGAAGAAAGAGGUGAUCUAUUUGUUGCAGAUAGUGAAGAUGCUGAAGAUUGUGAUGAUUCAGAUGAUGGCUCUGAUCUUUCUGAGGACAUCUCUGGUUUUCAAAGUUUCUUGAGAGAUAUGAUUCCUAAUGUGAAGGUCAAGGUUUUGAAAGUGACCUCACUAGGGAAGGUAGACAGGGAUCUAAUAUCGAAAGUGAUUGAACAGAUUAUUGAGGAAGAUGAUGAAGAUAAGGAUAGUGAAAUAGUGAGUUUAGAUGCUGAAGAUGAAGAACAGGUUGAAGGUGACGAAGAGACAGAUGUCAUUGAACUGGAUGCUGAUCCUGGAAUUAUUCAAAAUGCAGAACGACGUGAAAUUGCUGUCAAAGUUGUUGUUGGUGGUCUUGGGCAGAAACUAUCAAGCAGACCGCCUACUAAAAAUUUGCUCCGAGUACCUGCUAAAAUAGAGAAGAAGGGACGUUUAUCAUUUUCCUUUACUGUUGAGAAAGAUAUUAACCAACAGGAUUCCCGUGGAAGGGAACAGUCUUCUGUGGAUAAAAAAGCUAAACUUGGAGGUCAACAAGGCAUUGAUAAUGUUAUGUUUGAUCUCUCUAAGUUCAUGGGUAAAGAGAAGAUACCACAGAAGGUACUCAAAGAUGUUGGCGAGUUAAUAAAUCUUGCUCUCAGCCAGUUUAACGACCAUCAACCACUGUCAGGAACAACCACUUUCAAUCGCAUUGAAAUGCCGGCUUCUCCAGAUCCUUUAAAUGGGAUUUACAUUGGUGCUCAUGGGCUCCACACCUCAGAAGUUAUUCACCUGAGACGUAAAUUUGGUCAAUGGAAAGAGGAUGGAGGGACUGAAGAGCCUCUAAACCUUGAGUUUUAUGAAUAUGUAGAGGCCUUAAAACUUACUGGGGAUCCUUAUGUACCUGCUGGCCAGGUGGCAUUUCGUGCAAAGAUUGGGAAAGGAUAUCAGCUUCCUCAUAAAGGGAUUAUACCAGAAGAAUUUGGAGUGGUUGCUCGAUAUAAAGGACAGGGGAGGCUUGCUGAGCCAGGGUUUCGCAAUCCCCGAUGGGUCGAUGGUGAACUUGUUAUUCUUGACGGGAAGUACAUUAAGGGUGGACCUGUUGUUGGAUUUGUUUACUGGGCUCCCGAGGAUCAUUUCUUGGCGUUCUUCAAUCGGUUGAGGCUUCAAGAGUAGCUUUCCAUUGUACAUAACAUUGCAGUUGAUAGAUAUUUUUGCGAAAUUUUGUAGGUUUAGAAGAUAUUUACUAUAUGUCUACUGGUGCAUUUGCAAGCAUGUUAACUCAAAGCAACUGCGCUGAAGCUUUGGAAUGCAAUAGAAUAGAUAGCUCAAAAGCAUUGUCGCAACGUUUUGGAGCUCUGCGCGAUUGCACCUUUCGCUCCUCCGAAGCAGCCUCUGAACAACGUAUACCAAAAAAUGCAGCGGGUGGUGAAGCCCAGGACUCUGCACAUGCAGCGGAUCGUGAAGCCCGGGACUCUGUGGCUGCUGAAAAUUGCAGCUUUCAUGGGUUGGAGUUUGUGGGUUGUAGAAGCUGUGGGUGAAUGUUCAGAGCCUCCAACAUCGCCAUCUUCAGAGCCUCCAUCGCCUAAUCAACCACAAGAUCUUGUCGUCCAUCAACUUCCCCACUCUCCUCACCAGCCUAAAAUCGACAGCACCGGAUCGCCCCGCCCUUCACAGCCUUCAUCUUGCUCGCCUGCUCUCUGUCACGUCCUCGGUCGCGUUGUCCACCAUGCGCAACACCAACAAGGGCUUGAACCCGGCAAAGAAAAAGGAUUUUGUAUGUUUAGGAGUUGGGCGAAUCUGCAAUCUACCAAGAAAGAAGAUGAACAGAUUGAAAAAUUUAUGGAGUUUUAACCUUUUUUUUUUUUUUCUUUUUCUCACAUAUGAAAUACUUUAUGAAUAGACUUAUCUCGAACAAAACAAAAACACAGGCAUGAAAUUUAAUAGAAAAUAAACUUGCCACCUGUCA
Molecule: messenger RNA, 2906 nt
Organism: Pyrus x bretschneideri (Chinese white pear)
Lineage: Eukaryota; Viridiplantae; Streptophyta; Magnoliopsida; Rosales; Rosaceae
Product: protein EXECUTER 1, chloroplastic
Exons: 13
Coding region: 77-2113 (678 amino acids)
Biological process (GO): singlet oxygen-mediated programmed cell death; response to singlet oxygen
Cellular component (GO): thylakoid membrane
Source: RefSeq, a predicted model, not a curated record